Molecule: messenger RNA, 1311 nt
Organism: Amaranthus tricolor (Joseph's coat)
Lineage: Eukaryota; Viridiplantae; Streptophyta; Magnoliopsida; Caryophyllales; Amaranthaceae
Exons: 1
Coding region: 347-883 (178 amino acids)
Source: RefSeq, a predicted model, not a curated record
AUUUUUUACUAUUGUGUAAUUUUUAGUAUUUUUUUUUUGCGUCUUCGCUUGAAACUCUUCUCGAAUAGGAAAAAUUCAUAUCCUAAGAUUAACAAGAGGACAAAGUAAAAGUGAAGUUGUGAUGGCAAGAGCUAGCAUGGGCAUAAUUGUAAUAACCUAAGAAAUAUAUUACUCACACAAAUGAAAUGCUAUAUUAUACUAUAUCAAGAAACCUAAUCGACUUUGCAAGAGAUGCUAAAAUCACCUUCUUGUGGGUGAGUUUGUAAUCAACAAGAAGUGCAUGAAUACCCUAAUAGGCUACUACUAUUUAUUUAAGUACAUACUACUUACAAUCUACCUUUAAUCUAUGAUGUUGCUAACAAUGGAGAGAAGAAAUAUUCAUCUUAUUUUUCUCAUAGCUACAUUUCUAUCAAUGAUAUCCAAAUCAAACGGUCAAUUUAGACCAUCACCUACAACGCGACUCCCAACAUUCCCUGCCCUACGUCCACUAUGCUUGUCACAAUUUACGCUAGUUAACCAUGCAUGUUCUGUGCUUCCUUAUUCGCCAAUGUCGUCAUCCCCUCCUAAGCCACCAUCUUCGCCUCCACCUUCACCUCCCGCUCCAAGUGUGGGUGCACAAUCCCCAUGCUCCCCGACAAAUACGAGUCGUAGGCACAGGCAUCACCACCGACACAGAAGUAACAACACCAGCAAUAAUGAGUCACAUCUUAGUGUUGCGGAAGAUGAAUGUUGUCGUUGGUUGAAAGAAGUAGAUACUCAAUGUGUUUGUGAUUUGCUUGUUCGUUUGCCAGUUUUCUUGGCUAAACCUGCUCAUGAUUAUACGGUGGUUGUCACUGAUGAUUGUAGUGUUACGUAUCAUUGCCUAGGACGGGUUAUAACGUGAAAAAUUUUAUAAGAUCAUAAGAUGGGCAAUUCUCUAACCUUUAAAUAAGAGCAACUAGAAACAGUGCAGAGCCUCGAAUUCAUUUGGAUUUGGAGCCUCAAAUUUGCUGGAGAUUCAAUCUCUACUUUUAUACUAUAAUAAAAAAAUACAAUAAUUGCAUAGUCAUAUUUCUUUUAGUUUCUUAUUUCGUUGGUUAUAUAUUGACUAGGUAUUUUUUUAAUAACAGUUACAAUUUCUCAAAAUAAUAAUUUAGAUAUUUCACAAUUGUAGGCCAAUAGUGAUUUUAUAAGACUUGGAGCAAAUUUUAAUAUUUUGCUCAAUUCUCCAUGAGACUAACACACUUAUAAAUAAUACUUUCAGUUGUUUGCAAAUGACUAUAUCAUAAACUUUUGAAAUAAUAACUGUUUGCGUAAUUGCAUAUAAUAAUG